This is a messenger RNA of Cavia porcellus (domestic guinea pig), 3123 nucleotides long. RefSeq names its product leucine rich repeat containing 71 (gene Lrrc71). Bases 903 to 2342 code for a protein of 479 amino acids. Gene Ontology annotation, molecular function: protein binding. The record is from RefSeq and is a predicted model, not a curated record. NCBI's taxonomy places the organism in Eukaryota, Metazoa, Chordata, Mammalia, Rodentia, Caviidae. The transcript is spliced from 13 exons.
AAAAAAAAAAAAAAGUGUAAAUGACACUGUGGUAAGUGCUACCACAGAUGGUCACAUUGUGUGCUCUAACAGCAAUAGACUAUCUUUAUCAGAAGCCCUCCAAAGGGUGGGCUUUCUUCAGACGAACAGAGUGGGGUUCUGAGGCAGGAAGACCUUGGAAGAGAAUACACUCAGAAAGGGCCCAGCAGGGGAGAACACUUGGGGUUUAGAUCAGCCUUCAGCCUAGUGGCUUAGCUCUCAGACCUCCAGGAGCCUGAACAGAUGUGGUGAAAAGGGACCUAGCACCACAUCCUCAGUUUGGAUCUCUCUGGUUUUUUUCUUGGUGCUUUCUCUUUAUAUGGUAGGUGGGCAGUCCCUGGAGUGAGGACUUGCCCCUACCUGGACUCUCCCUGGUGUUCUUUGAUUCCCUGAUCCUGCUCUGCUGGCUCAGUUCCCUGGGUGACUUUGGAUUACCCGGCCCUGGCCCAUCUUUGUGCUGUGUGCUGUGGUUUGUUGGAGGAUCCACUCUGCUCCUUCGCUAUGGCGCAGCCCAGGUUUUGGGUCACUCUGGCUCUUCUCUGCUCAGAUCCUAGGCCCAGGAGCACAGGAGUUUGCUGUUGACCGCCACUGCCCAUGUCACGCCCCUCCCAUGCUUAUCCCGUCCCUCCUCCAGCCGUCCUUUCCAUCCCACCGGUCAGCCCCGCCUCUACCUCUAUUAGCUCCGCCCCUCGGCGCAGCCCCGCCCCCUACUGCCUGGGCCCGCCCACCUCGCUCGGUUGUCUGGGAGAGGGACUUGUAGGACUCACGCAGCUGGCUGGUCGGAUUCCCGUGGGUGCCCGCGGAACGGACAUCAUCACCAGGGGGAGCCUCACAAGAAUCCUGUUGUGCCUAGCCGUUCCCACGAAGGUGGCAAAGGCACCAGCAUGUCGAGUGAGCCCGGAACAGCAGCCAAGACCCCGCGUCCUGGGACCCAGAAGUCGUCCGGCGCAACGACCAAGAAAGGGGAGCGAACAGCCAAGGAGAAGGUGGCGGUUGUCCAGCCGCAGACGGGCGAGGAAGAGCACAAAAACCCGGAGGAAUACCAGUGCACCGGAGUGCUGGAGGCUGACUUCGCUGAGCUCUGUGCCCGUUCGGGCUAUACUGACUUCCCCAAGGUCGUCACCAGGCCGCGCCCGCAGCGGAUCUCUGAUUCCUUGGCCUCCACGUCAGAAAAACCCAACCUCGAUGACCAGCGGCUUUCAGCAUCCUGCAGCCUCAACAGCCUGGAGAGCAAGUAUGUGUUCUUCCGGCCCACUAUCCAAGUGGAGCUGGAGCAGGACGACGGCAAGGCGGUGAAGGAGAUCUACAUCCGUGGCUGGAAGGUGGAGGACCGGAUUCUGGGGAUCUUCUCAAAUUGCCUGCCCUCCCUCAGCCAGCUUCAGGCCAUCAACUUGUGGAAAGUAGGGCUGACGGAUGAUACCCUAAGCACCUUCAUCAGUCUCCUGCCUCUCUGCUCACCAACUCUCAGGAAGGUGUCUCUGGAGGGGAACCCACUGCCAAAACAGUCCUAUCACAAGCUCAUGGCCAUGGACAGCACGAUCGCUCAUUUGUCUCUUCGGAACAACAACAUCAACGACCAUGGCGCACAGCUUCUGGGCCAGGCUUUGUCCACAUUACAUGGCAGCAACCGGACUCUGGUGUCCCUGAACCUGGCCUUCAACGACAUUGGGGACAAGGGCGCGGGCCACCUGGCGGACGGCCUUCGGCUGAAUCGCUCCCUGCUCUGGUUGUCCCUGGCGCACAACCGCAUCCAGGACAAGGGUGCCCUGAAGCUGGCUGAGGUCCUGCGUCCCUUCGAGCUGACACACCCUGAGGUGGUGGAACGCCGGCGCCUCCUACUGGAGAAGGCGGCACAGGACAGGUCCCGAUCGCCAACCUCCUCUCGACAAGCGGAUACCAAAACGGAACGGGAGAAGCCUCAGAUUGGGGGGAUCAGCAGUGUGGCACUGGUGGAAAAGAUGCAGUCAAUGAAAACCCUGAAGGGUCUGGCCAAGAAAAAGGAGAAGCUAGGGGAAGUGGUUAAAAAGGAGAAGUCACCCACACAAGGAACCGCUAAGAAAGAAGACACCACAAAGCCAGGCAAGGGGAAGGUAACCAUCCCUGAGCAGAAACCAAGCAGGGGGAAAGGGACCAAAAUGGGGAGCAAAGAAAAGCGCAGCAUCCUCUUGGAAUCUGAGACGAACCUGCUCUGUGCUUUGAAGUCUGAUGGAGGUGCCGACCUCACACUUGCAGCUCUCCAACCUGUCAGCCACAGCCACAGGGGCCUGUCUGUGUCCUUGUAUUUUUGUCUUCUCUUCUGGCCCAGUCCCACUGACAUCUCCUAGGUAGGGAAGGGUCCCAGUCACUUGUAGAAGUGUCUCCUGUCCCCUUAGACAAAACUCUUAAAACAGGAAGAUGGGCAGAGGAAAACCACUGUGGCCUCAGCCUGUCUUGAACACUAUUUUUCACUAGCUCUCUCUCACGUCCCUCCACUGUCAUCUUGCCUGUUGGCUAUCACUGCGCCAGUUAGCAAAUACUUGUUAUAAGGCAAAUUCUGUAUGCUGUUUCCUACCUGCAAAGCCUCUGCAUCCAGCACAUUCUUUGCCUGGACAGUUUCCCCUCGCCUUCCUUCACCCAAGAAUCUCAAUACCUUCACACUGCAACUCACAGGCACAUCUUUCAGCUGUUCCCACCCCUCGCUGGGGCUAGAAGUUUCCCUGCUGCACUCCAUUGCAUUCCCAGCUUACCUCUUCUGGGGUCAUGUCAUGAGUUCCUAUUUUACCCGGGCUCCCACACACUACAGAACUUCUGGAGGGCAUGGGCUUAUCUUUGUGCCCCAGCACCUAGGACAGAUCCUGGACCCUAUAGUCAGCACACAAAAACAUGUAUGUUGAAUGAAUGACUGGCCUGUUGACCAGCUCCCUUCUCCUCUGCUGCAAUCAGUAUUCUGCUUCAGCAGCUAGUUGCAGAAACUACAGAGAUGAUCAACCCUCUCCUGGAGCCAAUGGAGCACCGAGAUGGGAAGGUUUUCAUGCCUGGGAACAAGGUCCUUUUGUACCUCAACCUCGUCCGUAUGUUUGCCAGCCUACCCUUUGCAGCUCCUGUCAGAAGGAUACCCACCCCAAG